This is a messenger RNA of Eucalyptus grandis, 1230 nucleotides long. Its product is annotated as receptor-like protein 6. Gene Ontology annotation, molecular function: protein binding. The transcript has a single exon. Bases 1 to 1230 code for a protein of 409 amino acids. NCBI's taxonomy places the organism in Eukaryota, Viridiplantae, Streptophyta, Magnoliopsida, Myrtales, Myrtaceae. The record is from RefSeq and is a predicted model, not a curated record.
AUGCUUCGAGGGAAAUUCCCACCCUUGUGGUCAUAUGCCUCCUACUUCGAUUUCUCAAAUAACAACUUCACCUCUGUUAUUCCGGAUAACAUCAGCAACACCCUACCAGACUUGAUAUUUAUUAUCCUCUCGAAGAAUAAUUUCCAUGGUUUCAUCCCGCCGUCUAUUUGCAAUGCUAGUGGUCUUAGAGUUCUCGACUUAUCACAUAACCAUUUGAAUGGCUCUAUUCCUGAUUGUUUAAUGAAGUCCCUUGAGGUAUUGAAUCUGAGGAAUAACCAGUUGAAUGGCAACAUGCCACAAAACAUCCCGAGAUCAUGUAAUUUGAGGACAUUAGAUAUUAGUGAGAAUUUGUUGCAAGGGCAGAUUCCGUUAUUGUUGGCAAAUUGCAUUGCAUUAGAGUUUGUGAACAUCGGGGACAAUCAAAUAGACGGGACAUUUCCAUGCCAUUUCAUGGCUAUGUCAGGUCUCCGUGUCCUUGUUUUACGAUCCAACAAAUUGCAUGGGGAAAUUAGAUGUCCGCAUAAUCACAACACCUGGCAAAUGCUUCAAAUCAUUGACUUGUCCUCAAAUGACUUUGGUGGCACACUGCCUAUGAGUCUCCUUGCAUCUUUGGAGGCUAUGAAGGCCAAUAAGGACUUCAAUCAUCUACAGUAUCAAUUUCUUGAUUACUAUCAUGAUGAGCAUUAUUAUGAAGCUACGAUGAGUGCAACCUUGAAAGAUCUACGACUGGAACUCAUUAAGAUUUGGACUAUUUUCACAUUGAUCGACUUCUCGAGAAAUAGAUUGGAGGGUCCAAUACCCGAUACACUUGGAGAUCUCAAAGCACUUUAUGUCCUCAACUUAUCACACAAUGCCAUCUCGGGUCCAAUUCCUCCUAUAUUGGGGAAUUUGCAUGAGAUUGAGUCGCUGGAUCUAUCGGUGAAUUACCUUAAUGGAAGCAUACCACCUCAGCUUGCAAAUCUCGAUUUCCUUUCCUUACUAAACCUCUCAAACAAUCAGCUUGUAGGAAACAUCCCAACAAGCGGACAGUUUCUUACAUUUGCCAAGAGUUCUUUUGAAGGAAACCUUGGAUUGUGUGGGCUUCUGCUCAACAAAAGUUGCUCAAUUACCACGAAUGGGACAGAAGUAGUUGGUGACAAUGGCGACGAUGAUGAUAGUGAGAAAAAGUGGUUUUACAUGGGCAUACCGCUUGGGUUCGUCGUUGGCUUCGGGUUUUUUGUGGUCCAUUAA